CCCCGAGGAAGCCCCUGCUCUCUCUGCCACGUCAGAUUUUGCCGUCUUCUUCUCUCCGCGUGCUGCACAUCCCAUCGGCCUUCCUCCUUCCGCCGCCACCUCCCCCUCGCCGGCGUCAAAUCCGUCGCCACCUCUCCCUCGGCAUCAAAUCCCGCCGCCACCUCCCCCUCACCAAUCUACGCCGCUCCUCGUGCUGCAACCGUUGCUGUUGGUCCGCCCGCGCCACCGCCCCCCCAGUCCGUCGAUGCCGACCGCCCCACGCCGAUUCCCAGCCGCCAGGGACGCGCAGUCGCGUCGUCCGACCCUGUGCCGGCGCCCUGCGCCUCCGCCGCCCCGCGCACCGUGCCAAGUCCCCGCCGAUGGGGAUCCCCACGCCCAGCGCACCAAGUCCCCGUUGUCCCGUGCACCGCGCCGCUGCCAAGUCCCUGCCAUUUAACUCAGACUCCCGCCCCGCGCUCUGCACUGCAGCGCCGCCUGUGCCGCGCGGGCUCAUCGAUCCGGAAAGCAAAAUCGGAGGAACUACCCCUCCUCCGACUCGGAGUCGCGCUCAAGUCAAAAUCGGAACCAGAGGGCGUCAUCGGGCCUGGGCGGUAUAUUAAGCGCCCCCAGGGUUCUCCUUUUGAGAAGAAAAAACAAGCGAAGCGAAAAGUUUGAUCGCAGACUCGCCAAACCCUAGCCUCUUCCAUCGGCGGCUGGAGUACGGGUGCGCCAGCAAAAUCGGAGAAGAAGGCAAGCAAGCUCCUCUUCUAUUCUGAAUUUCUGAUGCAAUGCGAUUUUAUUUUAUAUCAUCGAAUUACCACGAAAUCUCACAUUACUACAUAUUUCUUCUUCUUACUCGCGGUGGGAAGAUGUCGGGAGAGGAGAUGUGGUGGGAGAGGAAGAUUGCAAAGCCAGCGGAGUCAGAGCCGGAGUCUGAGCCAGAGUUUGGGUCGGAGCCGGAGUCUGAGUAUGAGUCUUAUACUUUGUCGGAGUCUGACUCGGACACAGACGUGGUGGUGAAGCAGGAGAGGAUGGCACGGCUGUUCGAGCCCGAUACCAAGCACACAACUGAGGAGAAGGUGCUCCUGGGUCUUCACAUUGUUCAUUGCAGACAGUUCACUGAAUAUGAUCCAAAGCAGAAUGAUUUUGUCUGCACCUGCUUCUGCCAUUUCAACAUAGCGUUCUUCGACCUCGAUGAAGAGUCCGAUGCCCCCCAUGGUCUGCCGCUUCAAGUUCAAACUUAUUCUGAUUGGUGCGAGAUGGCAGAUGCAUCGGUUAAUGUCAUUUCCUUGAAGAUAAUCAGAUCUGAUGUGGGCUACCCAAUCAACGUAUUUGGCACCGUGCUUGCAAGGGAUGAGGUUGACUAUAAAUGUGUCUAUCUGUUCCGUCGUGAAAGGGAUGAUCCCCAGUGCAUCACCAAAUCGAGGAACAUGUUAACUCUGACAGGUCCACGCCGGGGAUUUGUCAUAUCGGACAGUAUGUUUUUUGAGAUCAAUUUGAAGAUCAAGGGUGAUCAGACCAGUGAUGACAAAGAUUUUAGCAAAGGUGUGAUACGACACUGGCGUGUCCCCUUUGACAGGCGACCCAUGAUCACUCAUCUGCUGAGUAGCUGGCGGAGUAUAGUCGAAUUGGCAUUAUCGCCUAUUACGAAUCCCGUGGCAGCUUCUCUUAAAGUUAAUAUUUUGAGUGGACCAUGUGAUGUUCCUUUCAAAAGCAAAGUAACGGCUCGAACCAUCGGAAAUAUUGAAAAUCCUAUCAUUCUAUAUGAAUAUGAUAAUAAGGUGACGUGGAACCACAUAUUAAUUGAAGAUGAUGGCGCUAUUGUCUUGACUCGUAAUCUGGUAGCCGUCCCUGUUCCCAGCCACACGGUUGACGAUGAUGAAGAAAUUCUGCUCAAUGUUUCUUUUAUUGCUGGCAAUGGGAAAGAUGAACGCACCUCGGUCACGCUAUCAUACCCUGAAGAAGAGAAGGUUUGCAAUCACGGUUGCUAUGAGCUGCUGGUGAAGGUUUGCUGGACAGGUAUUCAAGACGUUCCGAUGCGCGGAGAUAUUCUGAGAAGAUGGACCUUGGUGCCUGCCGGAGUCUUAGCGCCGGCCGUCCUCUGAUUUAUAAGCUUCUUUUCAAUCUGAGUACCUGCUGGACGUUAUAAAAUUUUAUUUUAAUUGUAAUAAGCACUAUAAAAUUUGACUCGAGGUGAUGUGGAAAGAAGUGGGUUUGCUGCGAGAUUAGUGCGCGCGUGUUAUUUAGAAA
Brachypodium distachyon (stiff brome) is the source of this 2229-nucleotide messenger RNA. RefSeq lists its product as uncharacterized. The record is from RefSeq and is a predicted model, not a curated record. The transcript has 3 exons. The coding region runs from base 768 to 2084 and encodes 438 amino acids. Lineage: Eukaryota; Viridiplantae; Streptophyta; Magnoliopsida; Poales; Poaceae.